Kogia breviceps (pygmy sperm whale) is the source of this 2573-nucleotide messenger RNA. Lineage: Eukaryota; Metazoa; Chordata; Mammalia; Artiodactyla; Physeteridae. The record is from RefSeq and is a predicted model, not a curated record.
AAACUAUAGGUAAUCAUGAGUUAAAUACAUUUCAUCUGCCUUCACUAAUCAAGGUUAUUUUAAUUGCAUGUCCUCCAAGCAGCAGGUAGCCUAACUUAGGACUUGGAGUCAGCUAUGUCUAGUUCCAUCUGAGCUGAUUAAAACUGGUUAGGGGCGCAUUUCGUUAGCCUUGCCUCAGAGAGGAGCCCACUUGCGUCCCCCAGGCGGGCAGGGAGCCCUGGUCUGUCGGGCUGAGGUCUGGCGUUUUCAAGCCUCUUUGCAGUGUUGUGAGUUUGAAGCCCAGAGUUCCCUGCCUAGCAAAACCAGGAACCGAAGCAGAAGAAAAGGAGCCCUGGAUUAAGGCAGGUGACAAACAUUACCACCCUAGCUGUGCACGAUGCAGCAGAUGCAACCAGAUGUUCACAGAAGGAGGGGAAAUGUAUCUUCAAGGUUCUACCGUUUGGCAUCCCAGCUGUAAGCAAUCCACCAAGACCGAGGAAAAACUGCGGCCUACCAGGACUUCUUCCGAAAGCAUUUAUUCUAGACCAGGCUCCAGUAUCCCUGGGUCCCCAGGUCAUACUAUCUAUGCAAAAGUGGACAAUGAAAUCCUGGAUUACAAGGAUUUAGCAGCCAUUACCAAGGUCAAGGCAAUUUAUGACAUUGAAUGUCCAGAUCUUAUUACCUAUGAGCCUUUCUACUCUUCGGGCUAUGAUGACAAACAGGAGAGGCAGAGCCUGGGAGAGUCUCCAAGGACUUUGUCUCCUACUCCAUCAGCAGCAGGGUACCAGGAUGGGCGGGACCGCGUGAUCCACCGGUCCGCCAGCCAGGGCUCCAUCAGCUCCCCUGUGUACAGCCGUCACAGCUACACUCCAACCACGUCUCGCUCUCCCCAGCAUUUUCACAGACCUGAUCAAGGGAUCAACAUGUGCCGAAAACCACCUAUCUACAAACAGCAUGCUGCCUUGGCAGCCCAGGACAAGUCUUCAGAAGACAUCAUCAAAUUUUCCAAGUUCCCAGCAGCCCAGGCUCCAGACCGCAGCGAGAUACCAAAGAUUGAAACGGACCACUGGCCUUGUCCCCCGCCACUUGCCACCAUAGGAGCUGACAUGAGACGCAGAUCUAGCGGCAGAGAGGAAGAUGACAAGGAGCUUCUGAGGCGCCGGCAGCUGCAAGAGGAGCAAUCAAUGAAGCUCGACUCGGGCCUGGGCCAGAUGAUACUGAAAGAAGAGAUGGAGAAGGAGAGGGAGAGCCUGGAGAGGUCCUCCCUGGCCGCCGGGUGCUAUGAUUCUUGCGUCAACUCAGCUUCACAUGCUCUAUCAUCAAAAACCUCAUCUCUCCCAGGCUAUGGGAAAAAUGGGCUUCACCGGCCCGUUUCUACAGAUGCUCAGUACGACAGCUAUGGGGAUGUCAGCUGGGGAGUGCGAGACUACCAGACCCUCCCAGAUGGCCACAUGCCUGGAAUGAGGAUGGACCGGGGUGUCUCCACGCCUAACAUGUUGGAACCAAAGAUAUUUCCACAUGAAAUGCUGAUGCUGACCAACAGAGGGCGCAGCAAAAUCCUGAGAGAUGUGGACAGAACCAGGCUAGAGCGCCACUUAGCCCCAGAAGUGUUUCGGGAAAUCUUUGGAAUGUCCAUCCAGGAUUUUGACAAGUUACCUCUUUGGAGACGUAACGACAUGAAGAAAAAAGCAAAACUCUUCUGAGUACCACACAUAGACAGCAGUUAGAAAAAGGACUGACCAUGGCGGCGACACAUAGGACGUGGUAUUAAGGUCCAAACUUGAUUGGAGAAUUUGCAAACUACUGUCCCUUAGCAACAACCAAAAGGGAAAAUCUGAUUAAAACACCCAUGAGCCAAAUGUUGGGCCAGCCCAUGGCAACGUUCGCCCAGAAGCAGCGGGGUAGAAAUGUCUGUGUUCCCCCCUCGACAGCAGUGUUCACGUGUGACCUUUUUCCAUCACCUGUGUGCACAGCAGGAGCUACUUUUGUUUUCUUUCAACUGUUAUUCAAUAGUAGUGUGACUGUAUGGGUAAGAGCCAGCAAGUGCCCUUAGGAUCCCGCAUGGACAAAAGCAGUUGUAAUAAUUCCAAAGUACGAGUAUAUUUAUUAUGUAGCGCCGUGGCUGAGAAGGAAGAGCCCGAGGGACAGAUCCAUGUGGCAGCAGCCUUUGCCCUCCAUUUCCUCACUGGCCUCCUGCAGCCCUGCCUGGGCUUCAGCACGAGGGAAAGCAGAAUCGCGGCCCCCGGCAGCUCUGUUUCAAUAGCCACCAAAGUCAUUUUUAACAUGCUCCUUGUCCCCUACUGUUUGCUCGGACCUGAUUGGCAAAUUACUUAGCCUAUUAUUAAAAAGAAAAAAAAAUAAGAGAAAGAGAGGAAAAGGGAGUGAAUGAAAAUUCUCCUUAAACCCUUUCCUACUUCAGAAAGUGUGCUCUGCCCCACCAAGGACAGGAGAUGUCUCAGCCCCGCAGCCCUCCACUCUUACAAAGAAAGGAAAGGGGGAUUGUCUCCAGAUUGGCCCAGUUGUAUGCUGUUAGGUGAGUUUUGUCCAAAGGCCACCGCAGUCUUGAUCAAAAACAAAAGUUCUGUCUCCUCUCA